Messenger RNA from Orbicella faveolata, 1009 nucleotides. Its product is annotated as SCO-spondin-like. The record is from RefSeq and is a predicted model, not a curated record. Gene Ontology annotation, molecular function: peptidase inhibitor activity. Gene Ontology annotation, cellular component: extracellular region. NCBI's taxonomy places the organism in Eukaryota, Metazoa, Cnidaria, Anthozoa, Scleractinia, Merulinidae.
GUGGCAAAUUCACAAAUGUUAAGUCACCUUCUUUUUAAUUACACAGUGGAUGGAAAAUGGGGCCGCUGGACCAAAUGGAGUGCGUGCUCAAAAACCUGUGGAGGGUACGGAAAACGUACGAGGGAUCGGCAAUGUGACAGCCCUCCUCCAGCGCAUGGAGGAAGAGAUUGCAUAGGCAGUAAUAUGGGCAUGGUUUACUGUAACACGUACAUACCUUGUCAAGUGACCUGCAAUGUUCCUCUUGACUUUGCCAUCAUCGUAGAUACAUCGGGUAGCAUUUCAAGAAGGAAUUUCAAACUUCUGUUGCGCUUUAUUCGUAGCCUUGUAAACAGUUUUCAAGUGUCGGAAGAUCACACGCACAUUGCAAUUAUCGAAUAUAGUACCGGAGCUUCAGUGCAACUCAGAUUCAAUGACUUACCAGGAAGUAAACUUACAAAGAACAAUGUAUAUGAAAUAGUGAAAAGGAUUCCACACAAACGAGGCAAAACCUAUAUCGACAGAGCGUUACGUCUGGCAAACGAUGAAGUGUUCACUUUGAAGGGUGGAAUGAGAGAUGAUGUGAGAAAGGUCGCUCUUGUGAUGACUGACGGUGCACAAACAGAGGAAACGAACGCUAAAAAGUCAGUCGACGAGAUCCUCGCCGAAGCUUCGCAACCUCUUAAAGACAAAAAGGUCCACAUUAUUUCACUUGGAAUCGGAAAACGAGUCAACAAAUUAAGUUUGAAAACCAUCGCAACCGGAGACAGUGUCUAUUAUGCAGAAUCAUUUAAUGCACUCAGACAACUGGUAAAACAAUUGAGAAAGGGAUCCUGCACUGGUAAGAGAAUACGGUGUAGAAACUGUUACAAAUAGGCCCCCUGAACUGUCCUCUGAUCUAUUUGGCAUCUUAGGUGGUUGGAAUGAAGUAUUGCUACAAAAUAAGAGCAGUAUAAGUUCAAUUUAGUCCCAACUUCACACAAGAAACCCAUUCAAAUAGGCUACUUAUUUUGUUAUGUGCAUUUUCACUUAA